Molecule: messenger RNA, 6357 nt
Organism: Trichogramma pretiosum
Lineage: Eukaryota; Metazoa; Arthropoda; Insecta; Hymenoptera; Trichogrammatidae
Exons: 7
Coding region: 41-6337 (2098 amino acids)
Source: RefSeq, a predicted model, not a curated record
UAAGCGACACUUUUUGAACAACUUUCGUCGUUAUUGAAGUAUGAAUUCGCGUAUUUUGUUAUAUUGUUUGAUUUUUAUUGCACUCAACUAUUCUAGGGCACAGAAUGCAAACCAGGACCUUGAAGGUGAUCAAGAAGAUUCACCAAAUUAUGAUGAUUUUCUACCCAGUAAAGGAUGGCAUAAAAUUGCCAUAAUCCCUUUGCACCGCAAGCAUUUGAAAAGGUUACCACCACAACUCAGAGAUGUGAUCAGUAAAGAUGAAAAGUAUAAGCAUUAUUUCAAUGAAAUGCCCAAAAAUAAAACGGCAAAAACAAAAAAGAAUGGAAAACCAUCAUAUAAAGUUAAUUCUAUUAAAAGACCAUUGGCUGGAUACAAAAAGAAAAAAAAGACCCGGCCAGGAUUUUUAAUUUUGGGAUUAAAUAAUUCUGAUUGGACUGAUGUCACACACGACUAUCGCAAGAAAAAAAAUAAUCAAAUAACUACCAUAAACGACAGUAAUAAAAAAGUCGUGAAUAACGAAAGCAGCUCCCAACAAUUACCUAGUCACGACGGUGGAGUUACAUCCGAGCUAUCUCAAACAGAACGAGUUAAUUCGCAAACUGAUUUGAAUAAUGGAAAAAAAUUGAACCCAAUUUCCGAUAAUAAAAUCAAAACUGAUUUUGCAAAUUCGGAAAAUGUGAGGAGGUGGAAUGAGAAUCAGAAUAAUUCUCGAACAGUCAGCAACAAAAAUGGUUUUCGUACAGAAAAAAAAUCUUACUAUCACAGUAAUCAUACCAAAAGCAAAACUUUCGGAUCUCAAGAUAAACUCCAUUCGGGCAACAAAGGUACCAGUUAUAAGGAAACGCACAUUGCUGAAGAGAAACGUCAAAAUAGUGAUUACACUCAAAAUUCCAAACAUUUACCACAAAAAGAAGUGGGUUCUAGGGAAAUAAAUGAAAACAAAAAAGAUCAUUUACAAAACCGUCCAUCUCUUCGACAAGCUCAAAAUCAAGGAUAUGAUAAAGAAUUUGUAGUUCACACAAAAUCGAGUAGUAAAAAAAGAAUAGAUAAAGAUCGGAAUGAACCGAAAGAUCUGGAAAGUAAGAAAACAUCCAACGACGAGGGAAAUAGUCAAGAUUCUACUUACGAAAAAAAGGAAAGAUAUUUUCAGUCAGGUGCUGACAACCAAAGUGAACGAAAAAAUAAUAUCGAUGAAGGUUCAAAAACUUUGAAUUAUGACGAUGAUCGAAAAGAAAUUGUCUCAGAAAAUUCGAAUCAGGAAAUUGAUACAAAAGAGAAAAGUCAAUUGCAAAAUAUUCCUGAAGAAGGAAAUAACGCUGGAAUACGACAAAGUUCAACAUAUACUGAUAAUUCUUAUAAUAACAGAGAUUCUUCAAUGCAUGAAUCAAGAAACAACAAAGAACAAGAUAAUAAUUCAGAAAGCAGUAAUCAUAAGUCCCUAGUAGAUUCUAUGAACCAAAAUGAUGUCGAACAUCUCAACGAAAAAAAUCACGACUCCGAGCAAUCAAACACUGCAGAUUCUCGUACAGAUCUGAAACCAACUAUUGAAGAAGUUCCACCACAUGAGGUUGACAAUUUUCCAACUCAACCACAGAAUGAUCUGAUAAACGAAAACGUUACCGGUGAACUAAAUCAGGAAUUAGAAAAUAAGAACGUUGCUGCCGAAACACAAAAUCUAGAUGGUGAAUCAAGUCACGAUUUAGAAAAUGACAAUAGAGCAACAGCUGAGCAAUACCAAAGUCUGGAAAAUGAAAAAAAUUCGGCUGAAAUUCAGGUUGGCCAUGAAAAUGGGAAACUAGCCGGUGAAUACAAUCAAUAUGGCUCAGGAAAUGAAAACUUGGCCGCUGAAUUACAAGAGCAGGGACAUAAAAAUGAUAUCGAUGAAUCAAACCACCACUUAGAAAAUGAAAAUACAGUGGUUGAACAACAACAAGGUCUGGAAAAUGAAAAAAGUGCAGCUGAAACACGAAAUAACUUGAUUAAUAAUUUGGAAUCUGAAUCACCCAAUGAGUCAGAAAAUAAACGUGAAAGUAUACCGCCAGUCCUCGACAUAGAAAAUGAAAUUCCUUCAACUGAAACACAAAAUGGAUUAGAAAAAGGAAACGUUGCUUCUGAAUCACAGGAUAGUCUUAAAAAUAAAAAUUUGGGAGUUGAGACACAAAAAAGCCAAGAAAGUGAUAACCUGGUCGCUGAAUCACAAGGAUUGGGAGAUGCAAAUUAUGUUGGUGAAUCAAACCACGAUUUAGAACAUGGAAAUGAAAAAUUUGAACCACCCAAUGAUAUGGAAAAAGAAAAAAAUUCGUCUGAAACAGAAAAUGGCUUCGAAAAUGCAAACGAAUUACUCGAUGAGUCGGGAAGGAAAAAUUUAGAAAACGAUCAACACCCUGACCUAGAAAAUGAGAAUUUGACUGCUGAAUCGAAACAUGAAUUAGAAAAUAAAAAUCUUGCCAGUGAAGCAAACCACGAUUUAGAAAAUAAAGAAGUUGAGCCACUCCAUGAUCUAGAAAAUGAAAAAAAUUCAGCUGAAACUCAAAAUGAACUUGAUAAUACAAACGUUUCUGGCGAAUCCAAUCAUGAUUUAGAAAAUGGUAACGUUGCUACCGAAACACAGCAUGACUUCGAAAAUAAUAAUGUGGCAGGUGAGUCACAAGAUAAUUUGGGAAAUGAUAAUCUUGUUGGUGAAUCGAAUCACAACUUAGAAAAUGAAAAAGGAGUGGACGAAACACAAACCGGUCUAGCAGAUGAAUUACACAAAGAGUUAGAAAAUAAAAAUUUAGAAAAUGAAGCACAACAGGAGCUAGAAAAUGAAAACCUUCCGACCGAAACACAAAAUAGCCAGGAAAAUGAACAUACCGAAGCUGAACCACGAGAUGAGUUAGAAAAUGGUAAAGAUGCGUCUGAAACACACGGUAGCCUUGGAAAUGGAAACGUUGUAGAUGAAUUACCCAAUGAGUUGGAAAAUAAAAAUUUAGAAAAUGAACCACAUCAGGAACUAGAAAAUGAAAACCUUCCGACUGAAACACAAAAUAGCCAGGAAAAUGACCAUACCGAAGCUGAACCACGAGAUGAGUUAGAAAAUGGUAAAGAUGCGUCUGAAACACACGGUAGCCUUGGAAAUGGAAACGUUGUAGAUGAAUUACCCAAUGAGUUGGAAAAUAAAAAUUUAGAAAAUGAACCACAUCAGGAACUAGAAAAUGAAAACCUUCCGACUGAAACACAAAAUAGCCAGGAAAAUGAACAUACCGAAGCUGAACCACGAGAUGAGUUAGAAAAUGGUAAAGAUGCGUCUGAAACACACGGUAGCCUUGAAAAUGGAAACUUUGUAGUCAACAGACAGGAUAGCCAGAAAAACGAAAAUGCCGCAGAUAAAUUACACAAUGAGUUAGAAAAUAUAAAUGAAAAUGAACCACACCAGGAACUAGAAAACGAAAACAUAGAAGGUGAACCACGAAAUGAGCUGGAAAAUGAUCCAGGAGCGGUUGAAACACACGAUGGUCUUGAAAAUGAAAACGUUGCAGCAAACCCACAUGAUGACCAGAAAAACGAAAAUGCCGCAGAUGAAUUACACAAUGAGUUAGAAAAUAUAAAUGAAAGUGAAUCGCGUCAUGACCUAGGAAAUGAUAACCAGCCAAGUGAAACACGAUAUGGCCUUGAAAAUGGGAACGUUGGAUCCUAUCCUCAGGGUGGCCUCGAAAAUGAAAAUUCAGACGCUGAAUCACACAAUGAGUUAGAAAAUAUGACUGAAAGUAAACCGCGCCAUGACUCAGAAAAUAAAAACCUUCCCACUGAAAUACAAGAUGGCCUGGAAAAUGGAAACGCGGCAGACAAAACACAGCAUAGUCUUGGACAUGAAAAUUUAGAAGCAGAGACACAAAAAAAUUUGGAAAAUGAAAAUUUGGCUGCUGACAUGAUGGGAAAUGAAAAUUUUGUGGAUGAAUCACUUAAUGGGUUGGGAAAUGAAAACCUCAUUGGUGACUCAAACCAUGAUGCAGAACAUGAAGUUGAAUCACUCCAAGAUCUGGAAAAUGAAAAAAGUGAAUUGAACCGUGACUUAGGGAAUGAAGAUAGGGCAACUGAAACACGAAAUGAUCUUGAAAAUGAAAAUUUUGCAGGUGAAUCACAGAAUGAGUUGGGCAAUACAAAUUUGGAAAAUGAACCACACCUUGACUUAGAAAAUAAAAUCCUCCCUACAGAAUCACUUGAUAACCGAGGAAAUGGAAUCUUAGUGUCUGAGCCACAAGCUGAGUUAGAAAAUGAAAAUAGAGCAGCCGAACCACGACAUGAUUGGGAAAAUGGAAACCGGUCAGAGACAGAUAAGUUUGAAAGUAACAAUGAACCAAUACAUCGUCUGGAAAAUAACAAUAAUGUGGCUGAACCACAACAAGGCGUAGAACAUGAAAACCUUGCAGGCAAAUCUCAAAAUGAACAGGAAAAUGAGAACGCCGUUAUUGAACAACUAGAUAAGCUAGAAAAUGAAAACAUCACAACUGCACCGCAAGAAGACUUAGAAAAUAGAAAUCUUGAAUCUCACAUUGACCUGCAAAAUGGAAAAGUUUCCACUGAACCACUAGACCAUCUGGAAAAUGAUAAUGUUGCGAAUGAAUCACUUAAUGACCUAGGAAAUAAAAAUCUUGUGCCAGAACAAUUAGACGGACAAGCAAGUGACUACACUAUAGCUGAAUCGCAAAAUCAACCGCAAAAUGAACUGGGAAAUGAGAAUAUCGUAGCUGAACCACAAGACGUCCUGGAUAAUGAAAACCUCGAAGUUCAUCCACAAAAUGGAUUGGGAUAUGAAAAUGUGCCAGAUGAAUCACACGAUAACUUAGAAAAUGGAAAUGUUCCUGCAGAACAAGUAAAUCCAGAUAAUGGACAUAUUGCAGUUGAACAGGAACAAAAUCUGGAAAAUGAAAAUGGGAAUGCUCAAGUUAAUCCUGAAUACAAAGACGUUAAUUCUCCAGAGGGAAAGUUCCGUGACGCGCUAAUUGAUCACUCAAAUCAGAAUGUCGAUCGACUGCCAGUUAAUCAAGAUUAUCCAUUCACAGAUUUAGGAUCGGAAAAUCUAGAUAAAAAUACUGAAAUAGAGAGUAAAUUUGAUAGACCAUACUUGGAUAACUCAAAUGAAAAUCUUGAGCAAACCCAUGGUGAUAAUGAAUAUUCACAGUCAGAUACUAAUCAAUUGAUCGGUUCUGAUAAACCUAAUUAUCUCGAAGGUAAUUCUGAAGGAUCUGUAAGUGAUUUAAACAAAUAUUACGAUGAAUACCCAUCUGUAAAAACAAAUACCUUAGAGUCAGAAAAUAAAGGGAAAUUGGUUCCAGAUGUAAACGAUUUAAAUGAUUAUAAUGAUUUAAAUCAUAAUGUUGAUAAGCAUGAAUCAAUCGAAGAUACUCUCAUUCCGAGUGGACACGAUAAUUUAAAUCCAUCAGAAGUGGAGAAAAUUUCUGAUAAACUUGUUGAUUUGGAUUCUGAUACGAUGAAUAAGCAAAUUAAUGUUGAAACACAACCACAAGAUUUUUCAAAUGAAAAUAUUACAAAUGAGGGGGAAAAUAUCCAAGAUAAAAUAGAAGACUCGCUAUAUAAACCGGAAAAUAAUCUUCCUAUCCAGCAAGAAAAUAAUAAUAAUCAAAAACAACUAAUAGAUUCCGAAGGAAACCCCAAAUAUAAAUAUAAUAUUGAUAAUAACCGUCCAUUUGAGGAAUUGCAAUCAGAAAAUGAUCUAUUAGAUUCCAAGAAUCAAAAAGAAAUUAUUUUGCCCAACGAAGAAAAUGAAAAUGAAAAAAAUGAGUCUGAAAAUCCAGGUUCAAUUGUUGAUAAUAAUUCUCCAAGAGCUUCAGAAAAAUCACACAUUGAAACAAUGCCGGACCUAGAGCGACAAGAAAUUAUCAAUUCACAUCCAAACGGACCUUAUAAAUUAAUUAUUGAUAAUUCAGCAGUUCCCAGUAAAAGCGAACAAUCCACAACGGUUCUUCAAAAUUGCACCAACCCAGUACCUAUUGAAUUGCAGCCUUCAAUAAUAACUGCUAAAAUAAACAUAACAAAGAACGUGUUAGAUACCGUUAAAAAUUCAUCGGGAUCUAUUAUUAUAAAUCCAAUUGUUAUGAUUGCACCUAUCCCAGUCAAUAUAAAAAUCACCUCUUGUGGGGCAAAUGGGGAUAAAUCAAAAUGCACCGUCCAUUCCAAGAUUUCUAAUAAUGUUGUUACCAGUAAAACGGUAGAACCACAGUUACCCUCUUUGUCACCAUGUCAACUUCAAAGUCUUAAAAAUUUACUAUCAAAAUUACCUCCAUGUUCAGAAGAAGAUGAUAGAAAAAGGCCCAAUGAAACGAAAUCUAUGAACUGAUUGGUGACAUAUUUUUUGUU